CGCAUCAAUCGUUUUACGACAGUUUGACCUUCAAGUGCUCAAUCACGUCCUUCAUUCGAUGAAACCACUGGACCGUUACUCGACAUGAUAUCUAUGAAAAGGACGGCACGUGAUGAGGUAGAUUGUAAAUCUAGGACUCGUAGACAUUCAAAGAAAUCAAAGUCAACUGAUUGUCCUUCCACAAAGGCGUCAGGAAUUAAUAUCGGUUUAGACAAGUCAAAUCAAACGUGUAGCGUUAAGAAGGAAUAUUCCAAGAAUGAAAAGCUUGGUCGUAAAUCAAAAAAGAGGAUCUUACAAAAAUCUAUUUCUGAGACCAAAGGUAAAAAUCAAAUCUUUGUUUAAAAUUGAGUGACAUUUUCACUUCACAGUUAUCCUAUAAGUGUAUUCGACAAGUGCUUUGCCAAUAAAUAUUCUAUUUGGCUCAAAUAGUUUUAUGUAACUUAACAUAUGCAGUAAAAUAAACUCGAAAUUAUAUUCUGAACCUGAGAUCUGUUAAUAAUACCUUAUUACUUUCAUAAUAAUACAGCGGCCGUAGUAUUCUAAGCUUAACAAGUGACAAAUAGGGAUGCUUUAAUAUGUAUUAACAAAAAUCUUAAAGGUAAUGUACCGUAUAACCUUCGUUAAUACAUUAAAGGGGAGACGAGUUUUUAAAAAAAACUUAUUGAAAGCUAAUAAAGGAAGAAACGUUGACUAUAAGCAAGAGUACGGAUUAAUUUUAAAACUGCAUAAAAUUGUAAUGAGUCAAACCUCUUAAGUGAGCCUCCACAAAGCUUCCUGAAUUGUGAAGUUUUUUCUGUGGAUGCUACAGCCUACAAUCUAUGGCGAAGGCGGGAUAUCCGUCUACCAAUUAAGGGACGAGUAUACUGAGCAGCAGUUCGUUCUGUUCUACUUUACGGCUGCGAAACGUGGCCAUUAAGAGUGGAAGAUACUCGUAAACUACUAGUGUUUGAUCACAGAUGCCUUAGAAAUAUUGCUGGGAUCACCGGGUAAGUAAUAGUGAGGUUAGAUACAGGGUAUUAGGGAAUGAUGGUAAAUCUGUUGAUGAGGUUGUGAAUCUUCAUCGACUGAGAUGGUUGGGCCACGUGUUACAUAUGCCUGAACACUGAUUACCACGACGUGCAAUGCUGACCGUUGUUCGGGAUGGUUGGAAGAAAGUGAGGGGCGGCCAAACCAAAAUGUGGCAUCAGUCUUUGAAGUCACUAACUUCUAGUCUUAGCCAUGUUGGUAGGUGCAGACUACUACGAACGGUUGGAAACUGGGGUGACAUGGCUCAGAAUCGAUCACAAUGGUGUCGGUUUAACACUCUAUGUCUUCCCUCAAUCUAUGAGAUUAAAAUUGCUUUAUAUCUUUCUACGAACUAAUUCUUUCUUCCUGUAUUAUAUCCUUAUAUGCAAUCUUUCUUUUAUAUAUUACCACCAUUGAAUUAACUACUUCUAUGAAUCCGGUGUUUAUCUUGUGCUAAUGAGGUAUUACAACUUGGACCGAUGCAUAUAUGUGCCCGGUCCUACGUUGUAGUUGACUGAGGACUUGAAAUUCCUCAAGAUUUCUUACAAGACGUCUCCUUCCUUUUCCUAAAUAUUGGUAUGAUUAUCUGGUAACAAUAGAAAUUCGUAAUUGUAGGGUUUAGAAAGCUUUUGUUAUAAUUCAUCAUGAUUCGCUACCUUGCUAUAUCUCGCCCCUGUAACAAUCUCAUUUCGUCUCUAUAUUUUAACUUUAAUGUUUCUGUUAACUAAUAAUUUUUUUCCCGAAAUACUCUGCAGUAUCCGUUCUUUUUAACAGAAAGUCGUCCGCUUUUAUUCACUUGGAUAUUUAAUGUUCACAAUACUAAUAGGUUUUAUUGCAUUAAUUUGUUUCUGUGUUUUGUGUAAAAUUUCUGUAUGUUAGUGUUACGUAGUUUUGCGUUAAGUUGUUUAUAAGCUACACAGAAAAGCGUUUCAAUAGAAAUAAUUCUUAGUCCUUGAACUUAUUUUAGCUGAUCAGCAAACAAAGAAAAUUUUAUCACUUCGUUUUAUGCUUUCUUUUAAAUAAAACUUUUUAUAAACGCACGCGAUUUUUUACGAUUAAGAGCUAACACAUGGGACACCAAAGUUGUUGCUUACCAGUCUACCAUGCAGUGUCAGCCAAACCAUUUUGAAGGAUAUUUUUCCAUCAGUUAUUCAUUUGAAUUUGCGUAAUACAGCUGGUUCGAAGCACGCGCUUUUAGACUUUUCAAGUAAUGACGAUUACUUAGAUGCUGUGAAUCGUUUAAAAUCAAUUGAAUUUGAUGGUGUCAAAUAAUCUCGAUUUUAUUGUUUAUUUUUUUCUUUUCGGCGAAUUCAUUUUCAAAGCUGUACAAUCGCUGCAUUGCCGAGGCAAUAGCCAUACAUUUUGAAAAACCAGAAUUAUGUGUACAAAAGAGACUGGUACAACCUCUUCUUCUACCAUGGUCUUAAUGUAUUAAAUAAAAGAUUUUUAAAAAAUUUCUCUUUCUUCAUACUCUUGUUCCCUUACAGCCACCUGCUUCACCUUCCAUCUUCCCUUCAAAUCUUCUACCCCCAACCGGUUUGUUUUUAUUUCCACGAUCAUUCCGAUCACAUUUCAUCUCUGUUUCAACAUUUUAUUUUAUCAUGCUGAGCCAUCAUUACCCAAUGAAUACUUCAGCCAUUAACUAUCAAACGAUUAUUAAACUUUCCUUGUUUAAAAAUUUUUUUACCUUUGUUUAUUUAAUCUCACUGUCACCAUGUAUAACAGAAGUUUAUUAUCAGUAUUAUUAUCACCCUGUAAAAAUAAGUAUAUAUAUUUGCGAUUGUACAGCUUUGAAAAUGAAUUCGCCGGAAAGAGAACUCUUCGCUGAACUAAUCUUUCUUAUUUAAUGUCAUAAUGGGUGUAUUCCGUUUAUUAUUUUCUGUCUACUGGUCACAAUUUGUUUUGUGAGGUGUACUUACAAAUAACUUUUUGUCACUUGUUAUGUCGCUUAUUUUCUAAGUUUUGCGCUCUUCGUUGUCGAAUGGAAUAUGAUGUUCAGGAUAAAAUUUUCGAACAUGAAUUUUAACAGUUGGGUCUCAUGUCGAAAUUUCACUCUUCAUCCCUUUUUAGUUUUGUCCAUCUGUUAGUAUUUAUAGUCGUCGCACAAGUAAUAUGGUGCUUUUUAUCUAGCGUUAAGUUUGUUACUAUCAUCAAAGCACUUUGUUAUAAUCUUUUUCUUACGGUAUGACCCAGCUAUACCUAUUGCUUAAUAUUCUUGGACACCGAUUCACUCGACAAGUCCCCAAAUCAGAACACGGUUGAACAGGAAAGAGAUUAUAUUCCAAAUAACAAGGUUAGAUGGAAGCAAGAAGCAAGUAAGAAGCACAAUAGGGAAAACGUUAGUACAUUUAUAGUUUUUACAUGAGAAGAUUCUACAGUAUUCUCCAACUAUCGACUAGUGCUGAUUGGAUAAGAAUUAGCCAAUCAGCGUGCACCAAAGCGAUCGUGCAUUGAGCAUGCUUUAAUCCGGUCUAUGUCCUGCUAACACACUUCUUAAACACUGAGCACUUAAACUAAACAUCUUCAGGACACCUUCAAAUUGAUCAAAGAAAUCAAAAUCCACAGUUUACAAAGCAUUUGAGCAAUAUAUAGAUCCUCAUUUAAUUAGUCAUCAACAACCUAGGAUCGGGAAAAAAUGUGACGGUUCAAUUCAGCAUACUUAAACAUAAUGAAAUUUAGUAAACAAAAUGAAAAGGAGAUAAAAAUCAUUAUACCAAUGGCGAGUAAAGGAUUCCAUAUAAUUAGUUCCCUUCAUAGACAUUAUUUUUGGUUUACAAAAUGGAUAAUCAAAAUCAUAACAAUAGUAAAGUAAGCGCAAAAAAUAUAGUUUUAAAAAAUCAAAGCUUCGGCAAAAUGAUGAAAUAUUUUAGCUUUCUAAACAAAGAACGAAUACAUCUACACUGCCUCGACCGAUCUCAAACCAUUUCACCAAAGUUCAUCAGUCAUUGAUGAUUCUCACUAUGAGGAUACCGACGUAAAUGUUCACCACUAAUGACAUAACUCGGUCUAACAGUUAGUAAUAUCGUGGUUUGACUGUCUGUAACGUUUUUACAGAUCCCGAAGUGUCGGCGAUGUUUAGAUUCAUGAAUUCCAAUGCAUGAGUUUAUAUUGUAAAACAAUCGAGAGACAGUCGUACGUGAGUAAAAAUUUCAUUUUUCAGAUUAGGUAAUGUUGUGCUCUUACCCUACCUUAGUACCUACAAAUUUUUAACGAAAUAAAUGUUCAUAAAUCUCCUUUUACUUUUGUGUUUUGUUUUUAUUCUUUGGAAGGAAAGUGUAUUAUAUUUAAAGAAUCACCAGAAAGUUUGAAGAAUAUUUCUGUGUUAUACUUAACUUUCAAGCAAAGCUUAUCCUUACAAAUAAUAAUAGUCAUGAUAAUAUUAAUGCAACUUGCCAACCAAGUGCAAAUUAGUUUACUUAGCUUUGAACCACAUUUAUCUGAGAAUUAGUGAUACUAACCAACUGCCCAAACGAAAGUAAAUGAAGUGCAAUUUGAGUUUGGGACCUAGUGGUUUAACGUUUGGUUUAAUCACUAAACUUACCACUCUGAUCGUAUUCACAAUCAACUAUUAAACUAAAUACUACCUCAGUCUUGCAUCAAAUAUAUGUCUAAAUAGUCGCUGCACACGCUUCAAUUUAUUCAUGUGCCCUUUUAAAAAAUAUUAUUUGUUAUCUAGCCAAAUUAUCGAGCCAUCGUUGGAUUCACAGAAAAUGUAAUCCAGUCUAAUCUGUCAAGACAAUUUGUAACUAAUAGUCCUAAUUGUUUAAUCAUACGAAACUUGCCAUACUCACUAACUGCAACUGAGAUUAAAGAACAUUUCCCCAUGGCCAAUCGUGUUCAUUUAGGUGUAAAUAAGUUUGGAAUAUUCAAUGGUUCAUGUAUAUUAGAAAUGAAGAAUAAGGAAGAUCUUCAAAUUCUUAUAAAUGAAUGUAAACAUAAGUAUAUUAAUAAUCGAGUGGUUAGAGCAAAUCUACAAUGUAAAUCCAAAUCGGAAUCGUCCAAAUCUCCCGAUGCAAGUAUGAGUUAUGGUUUGAAACUUAAAGAAGUACCCAAUGUGAUUGAAGAUGAUCAAAUUAAAGCAUUAUUUCCCGAAACAUCUUUGACUGGUUUAAGCUCGGCACCACUUAAAGAUUCCAAUACUAGAAAUGUGUUCAUCUUCUUCAAAAAGAGUGCUCAGCGUAAAGCGGCUUUUAAGAUGUUCAAGAAUGAAGUUAUCAUGGGUUAUCCAAUUUCCUGUCGAUUAUGGGUUCCUACUAAUCGAAGGCAUAAAUCACAAACAAAGAAUAUAGAGGAGAAAGUGAACGAUACAGUUCUAAAUUAUAACUUACCCAAGUCAAAUGAACUCGGUCAGAAUGAAAUAAAAUGGAAUAUGGAAAAAUGUAGGAAUAUGUCUUCAUCCUUUCCCAAGAAGUUAGUAUUUGAAUCUGAUGGUGAAUAAACAGUGGAGACAGGAUUUUUUCCAACACCUGUUUUACGGACGAUUAUAGUAGCGAUACACUGAGGAAAUUAUACUAGUUAGAGUAAAGAACAACCUGAUUAUUUGUACAAAGUCACUUUGAUUUAACAAAGAUAAUUUUGAAAACCUUACGUAUUUACUUUGACUUACCAAAGUAUUCUCAUCAUCCUCAUUAAUGUUAGCUAACGGAAGUUCCGUCAUCCUAGAAUACUUUUUUCCUUAUCUACAUCUUAGUUUCGUGUGCUUGCACAAUUAUACUAAGUAUAUUUAACCCUCACUUGGCUCACUGACGAGUACCUGUCAUUUGUGAAUGCACGGAUUGGUCAGAAUGCAUGGCCACCAAACGAUUUACAAGAUGCAAUGCUUAUGGAGAAGGUUUCAAUCUGCAUUCUAGUGAGAGCUGAUAACUCAGUGUGUUAUUGCUAGUACUUUUAUAGGGGGUUCAUUUGUGGAAAAUGUGUAACCUUUUACUGAUACGUUUACGUGCUGAUUUCGUAAUAACCAGGAAUCUCAUUUCAAACACCGGACAAAGAAACCUUACUCCGUUCCAUGGUUUGUCCGUGUAAGAAAAUCAAUACAUUUGUAGAUUUAUAUGACUACCAGCUCCUGGGAACUGUUCGUUCUGUUGAUUUCAGAUCUUUUGAAGGGUCCUGAAGAACAAUGAUUAGUCCUACGGUUUUCGUGGUUUCUGAAUACUUCGGGGGUAUAAUCGGUGAUUUAUGGUACCUUCCAUAUUUAGUGUUUCCGAGGAGAUUUAACAACAUUUUGGUUACUAUGCAUGAAACACGAACGGUCGAUCAUUAGUCAACAAUGAAAGUGCCGCAGGGUUCCCACUUAUUAUAGAGAGCUUGACACUUGAGUUAUCAUAAAAUACUUGUCUUUUCCAUCAGUACGGCUUUUGUAAACGGAAGUUGCUUUGCUUAUAAAUUGUUCGUCCACUGACCAAUCCCUGCAUACUGCAUCCAGAUGUCCCCCUGUCUACUUGCGUAGAUGUACGCGUUGAUGAUGAGAAUUAGACAAAUAUGAUUACUCCCCAAGGGUUUUUAACAAGUUCCAAAUGCGUCUUCAUGACUUAUCCUCUGUAUUUCUUGGGAUCCAGUAUUCGCUGUAGCUCUUGUGUUAUGUGGUACAAAGUUCUCGCAAGAGUAUUUUGGUUCUUCUGGUAUCACUGAGUUUAUCUAUAUCAACAUGGAGUAAGUCAUACCUUCUGAACAGUAAGUUCGAUGUAGUACCAGACGACGAAGAAUGGAGUACCUGUGAUUUAACUAUCUACCUAGAAAUUUGAGGCGGUACUUACGGUCAUUCUUGUUUCACAAAUGUUUCCGGUAUUUAUAAACUGGCAUGGGAAGUAAGCUAACUAAUUCCAACCAAAUAUUAACGGGACCCUGUUUGAAGAGCUUCGAAACUGAAAGCAUUGAAGAUAAAAGUAAACAACGAAAAUGUUUCAGUCACGAUGUUCUGUACUUUUCGAUAAUGCUUAGUUCAUCGGAUGAAAAGACACCGAGCCUCAGUCGAAUCGACCUGUUAUGUUGAAUGACCACAACAUUGGGGAACUGCUCACUUGAUGUUGAGUUGUUUCACCAUCGGUUGAGGUCGAAAUUAGACAAUUUAUCAAUACACGACUGCCUGUCUAUGACUCAUAAUUAUAGCAUUUCUGCGGCCUAUCUUUAUAAAUACACUUCCAUUCUUGUGGGAUUUCAGUACGAUAUUACAGUCACCAGGUUAAUGUGAGAAGUAAUUAUUUAGUGAAGUUUUAGAGCAGGUGUCAACAACAAACCUUACCCAAAUGACCCGCUAAACUGGUGGUAUCGCUAUUUUGGGAGGUCGAAAGCUAGGUGUAAGAUAAUAUGUCUACACUUGUCAGUCUCAGUAUUGAUGAGUUGAUGUAGUUCUACGGUGGGGUCGAAACAUUCAAUAUUAUGUUCUUACUUUGUUUGCUGGCAUUUGUUAUUCUUCGCAUGCAUAUCUGAUGAGACUUCAGAUGCUUUUUGAGGACAUUGAAGAAACUGGACUUCCUGGCCAUCAUGUUCGGGUGGAUUAGAAUGUUACCAGGAAUUACAUCCGAAGUUAUUGACUUUACGUUUUAAAAAGGCACAGCGUAGAAAAAUCUCAUUAUACACCAUGGUAUACAUUUCCGCAUCUUUUUUCUGAUUAAAAGCGCGAAAAAUAUAUAGUGUUUCGUACCGAUUUGUAUAUGUGUUUCGUGUAUAUUCAUGUGAUUAUUUAUUAGUUUUUCUAUCCGCAUACAUUUUCGACAUAGAUGUUACUAUUGGCGUGCUAACCUACAUUAUACAUUAAAGCUCUGAACUAUGCAAACCCACUAAUCUCUUCUUACAGUAGUUUAUUCUUUCAUCAAUACACUUGUGAGGUUUAGAAGCAAGAUGAUGUUGCUAGAGUAAUAAACUUUACUUAAGUUUUUGAACUUUCCAUCGUGUAACUACCUAAUCUACAAGAGCUUACGUCAUAGCUUCACUAUUGUCUUUGCUGACUCCCUCCUUUAUUAUACUAAGUGUCCUUGCUUACUGAUGGAAUAGGAUGAUAUGUACAACUACGAUGAGUUAAGGAGUGGUCGUGAGGCCGUCGAAAUGUCACUCUGAUCAUUGCAUGUCUAACAGUCUCGUGAACACCGUCAAGUUCAAGGGAAGACAGCGCCAACCACUAAGUUUCCACAUCAUGAACAGCCAAAUUCGCGGUGUUCCCACUCUGUUUAUUAUUAUUUUUGCGUCAUACGUUCAUCCAAGUAUCCACAACACCUCAAUACAAAAAAAGGUAUUUGAAGUUAAGCAAUAAUCCCGAGGUUUGACAUCAAUAUAAGCUGAGAGGUAAUGACAUUCCUGUCCAACGCAAGCAGUGUCUCAAACAAGGAUGCAGUUCACGUCGGACUCACCAGUGUUGAUUACCAAAGCAAGUGAUUUAUAUCGCUGAUUGCGGUGAUAUUUGCGUUGAACAGGAAUAGCAUUACCUCUCAGCUUACCAUGAUGACGAAUGGAAAAUGUUCGACGUACUGUGAUCACUACCUCAUGACUAAGCCGGCACGACCGAGACACGAACCUGUUUCCACGAUGAACCUCAUCGAAGUUCAACUAUUUGUCAAAUACUCAACGGCCCAUUUAAAUCUAUGAAGUUAUGGUCUACUGAAUUUGAAGUAUGGUUUGUAGAAUUAUGGUUCAGUUCGUUUUUAGUACUACUACAAAAAUAGACCUAAUCCCAACAUUGUAGAUAUAUCAUGGUGUGAUUACCUAAUCUAUAAGAUCUUACGUGGAAGUCACAUAAUUACCUACACUGACUCCUCUUAUCGCAACAAUCAGCAAUAUGAUGUUUGGUGUUUAUAAAGAACAUAUUUAGGUUGGAGAUAAAACAAUAUAUUUAGCAUGAAUAGAAAAGAUACGUUACAAAAGAAUGAUCACGCCUGCAAGACUCAACCAUACCAUCCGGUUUAAUCUCGAAUGAGUGUUCCCGCGUUCACCAUUAUUGACCUUUUCUUAGCGUUAUAUGUUGAGAGCUUACUUAACCAGUUAUCUCAUGUUAAGGUAUGAGGAUUGUGUGGUUAGGGCCAAUACCAUUACAGGUUCACUAUGUAGCAUGGUCAUUACGCACUCCUAUACGAUUGAUCGUCACCUCACUCCACAAACGUUAUGACUGAUUCCUAAAGCAAUCCACUUAUCAAAACACUUGAUCAACGCACAACCAGCACGUUACACAAUUCGUGAUUCCUUUACAAUCAUGAACUUUACGAGUGUGAUCUACUAACUCAGACUGAAAUAUGUUUUCUGAAACAGUUUGUAUAACACCUUCAGUGUUUAGUCAUCAUACAAACCCAAAAAAUCUUUUACAUUACUCCACGAAAAUGUGAGAUUAGUAUUGAUCAAAAACAGCAAAAGUUCGAUUCUUUUACAAAAGUACUGAGGCAGGCGUGUAUUUUUGAGUGGGUAGAUCCUGACACGGUUCCAUUUUCAUAACUUUGAACUGGGAUACAAAAAAUGACACACCUCAGGUAUUUCUGUACCCGAGGAGUUCGAUGGCUCCUCUGACUUGCCGGAAUAUGGUUAAAGAUGGAAAUAUGUAAAAUAACUGUCUGGUUAAAAUGCAUCAGAGGUGAAACCUAACAUUUAAUGUUCGUCAUUGUAGUUUAGUUCUUAAAAAUCGUGAUGAUCAGAGGUAGUCGAAUUCGGUAUGCUAACUAGUAAUUUACACAAAUGUCAGAAUCGUAUCCUUGUAGUCAUCAAUGGAUCAUUAUUUUAGACGGAGAGAAUUUCAUGUACCGAAUAUUGGUAUGGGUGAAAAGAUAAUACCAGGUUAAAUCUGCCUAUUCAACCUUGAGUGGCUUUGUUCAAGGUGGGCGUUCCAUAUUUGAAGUGCUCACUGUUGGUUAAGCUUAUGUUAACUUCUACGAAUUCGUAGUGUUCGAACAAUUAAGUCUGAAAACCUAAAACAAAUGCGUUUAAAAUAACUGUGUGUUAUCAUUCUUCAGUACAAACACUGCUCUUGUUUCCGGGUAAUUGGAAAUCGUGUCAAUUUCCAAAAAAACGAUAUAUCAGUAAGUAUAAUAACAUACAAUUACAAGGACUGUUUAUUUAUGUUGGUAGGAGAUUGUCUAGCGCUAGCUGUCAAGCUUUCAGAUGCCUCAAUGUUUCCCUUGAUGUGAGCAAAGAGUUUAGACAGCUGAUGCUGAACAAACUUUCCUUGUUUAAGUUGAUUUCCUAAGAGAGUGUAACGAAUUUCAACGCGUAAGAAGGCAGCUCGACUGCUUUGUAGAUUGCUCACACUAAACAUAUGCAAUUGGAAAGAUUGAAGUUUAGUGCGAGCGAAUCCUUAAAACAGGUAAGAAGUCGAUUUUUUAAUGGUAUGCUAGCCCAGGAUUCCUCAUGACAUCAAUCUGAAUUAUCAUUAAAAAUUGUAUUGUCACAUGCUUAGCAUUGUAUUGCAUUUCAAUCAGUGUAUAAUUAAAAUACUAUUCCUAACAAAUAUUUGGUUUCCACAUCAUUAUAAUUAUAGCGGUAUGAGAGAACAGUCUGUUUGAAUAUUGGUAGAUGGGGCUUUGGCUCCUGCGACUAGUUGUGGUACUGUAGUGGACGAUAACACAGGCGGGGACAACCAAACGUAUUCGAAUACAAAAUCACAGAAUCACUUGGUAAAAUCUGAGAACGAUACAAUAAGUAGUUCAUUUGUAAAAUGUCAAUCAACUGUCUCAGACUUGAUUAUUCUUUUGUUCCCAAAUCAAUCAUUUUCGUUCUCAUUUCUUCAAUCUUCCUAAUAUUCUGAGGCCAGACAUUUCACUUUCGAUUGAUGAUAAAUACUACUUAUAUCUGUUGACACCAAUAGCACACACCACAACACUACGUUUUAACAGCUGCCAUUUGUAGGGCAACACACAAGAAAAACCUCUCUUAUUAUUCAUUUUCUAAGCCAUCGUUUCUACGACACGGACUCUUUGAAGUUCAUUCAGGGCACAUAAUCAAGAGACCUAUGAGUGUGCUUAAGGCAAGUGCCUAUGAUCAUUAUCAGAAACAUUUCCAACGAUGUAUUUAGGAAAAUGACUAGAGUUUAUAAUGUAUUUACCUAUUCAAACUGUCGGGCAACCAACAAUAUGUGGGUUAGACCUUUAGGUCAAAGGCUCGGGUUGUGGCCCCCUAAGAUAACCACCUGCUUCGGUUUGGGCACCCGCGCAGUAUCACAG
Molecule: messenger RNA, 11138 nt
Organism: Schistosoma haematobium
Lineage: Eukaryota; Metazoa; Platyhelminthes; Trematoda; Strigeidida; Schistosomatidae
Exons: 10
Coding region: 4829-5443 (204 amino acids)
Molecular function (GO): RNA binding
Source: RefSeq, a predicted model, not a curated record